UUAUGCCAGUUGCAGCUGGCCAUUGCUAGCAGUGCUCUCUACUUGGGUUACAUUUAGUUUUUUGUUUUUUACUUUCAUAUUUUCAAAAAAAAAAAAAUUAAUUAAGUUAAAUUUUUAUUUAUCAUAUUAUGAUGAAAUUUUUUAAUUGUUGUUGUUAAUUAAUUUUAUAAAAAAUUUUAUUCAGGAACUACGAAUUUAUCUUCAAAUUAUUAUAUGUUAAAAUAAUGUCUGAAAAAGAAUUGACUAAAUAUCAAUUUCUCAGUCUUUUGGGUCUCCAUGCUAUUAGUCCAGGGCCAACUUGUGAUUUACCAAAGAUUUAUUUUGUAUCAACAACACCAAUUAUAGAUCUAUCUGAUAAAAAUAAUAGCAUUAAGACUGGGUAUGAAAAUUUCUUAAUCAAGAAAGGAUCACUAAAACUUUUACCUUUCAAAGAUUUUGAUUUUGUUGGUAAGAAUGUAGUUUGUCAAAAGUGUUGUCAAAAAUUUGCUUCUAAAAUGUCGUAUCGAGCUCAUAUUGGAACUGAUAUUUGUACAAGAACUUACAAUGGACCUAAUCUUAUUUAUUUGAAUUACAAGUAUAAACAUGGAAGACAAAGACGUAAACAAAAAUCUAAAAGCAAAUUUAUAGAAGAAUUAAGUGGUCAUCAAAAUAAAAAAAAUUUGUUGAAUCCUGAAUUAUUGAAUACAUUACAAACAAGAAAUAAUUGUUAUUCUGAUAUUGUUCAUCAACGUGUGAAAAAUAAAAAUAAAAAUAAUUCUAGUACAGAUGAUCCUACUUUAAAAAAACCAAGAGGAAGACCUAGAAAAGUUAUUGUGGAAAAAUCUGUUAAAAAGAGAGGAAGGCCUAGAAAAGUUAUUCCAAUUGAAAAUUCUAAAAAUGUACUAUUUAAAGAAAAUUCUCCUAAUACAGAUGAUGCUGUCAAUAAUAAUUUAACAGCGUUUAAAAAGCAGCUCUCUUUGAAAGUUAAAACAUUAACUGAUAAAUUUUGGUCUGUAGCUGGUAAAGAGUUGAGAUUUGAUAAAGAUAUAAAAGAAUAUAAUUGGCUUAUAGAAUACUAUCAAAAUAAUACGUCUCAUAAAGAAGAAGUUAAAAAUUCUUUAUUGGAAAAAUACUUGAUAACUAGUAUAGAAAAUUUAGAAAAAGAAGUUCGAGGACUUUCAAAUGAAUUAGAAAGUAUUGAUGAGUCUGAACAUAAAGAAAAACUAGCUCUAAUGCUUACAAAACUUAUUGAAAGACGUAAAGAGUUAACAAGUAAUAGUAAAGAAAAAAUUGAACCAAGUAAUGAAUUAUUUGUAAUUAAAAAUAAAGAAAACUUCCAUCACAAGGACAUGUUAACAGAUAAAUUGACAGUAGUAAAUAAAAAUAUUGGUGUUUGGUUAACUGAAAACAUUAGUGAAGUAGAAACAAUAACAUUAAGUGAUGAAUCUGAUUCUAUUGAAAUUUCUAAUCAUAAAAAUGAAUCUUGCCUUUCUAAUAUGCAUGAUGAUAAAAAUGUAAAAUCUCCAAAUAAAUGUAUAAAUUUUAUAACUAACCAUAGAAAAAAUGUAGAAAUUAAUUAUUUAAAAAAUUCUACAUUAGAAUGCAAAGAAUGUAAUAAAGUGUUUGCUUCAAUUGCUGAAUGGAAAAUGCAUCAGACUGAACAUUCAGGUUUAAAUAAUAAGCAAUUCUUGUGUAAAAUAUGUGGUCUCAAAUUUAAAAUGUAUAAAAAUUUUAAAAAACAUCAAAUUAUUCAUGAACAAACAGAACGUAAAUAUUUAGAUAAUAAUAAAAAUAAUUAUUUGAAGAAUUUAAAGUGCAAACUUUGUAAUAGACAGUAUAACUAUUUACGAUCAUAUUAUGCUCACAUUAAAACUCAUUACAAGUAAAAUGUGUGUAUAUUUUUAAUCUCUUAAUUUAUUUUGCUUCGUUUCAUAUAUUUUAAUGUUUUCAAAACAUAUUUUUGAAUUGUUAACCAUAUCAUUUCAAUGGAACUUUUGUUUACUUAUAUUUUUAUAAUGUGCUACUCACAUUUAUUUUUAUAAAUAAGAAUCCUUUAAAUUGAUGAAAUUAAAAUAAUUUUUAUUUAUCAUUUACUACAUGUACAU
This is a messenger RNA of Daktulosphaira vitifoliae (grape phylloxera), 2084 nucleotides long. RefSeq lists its product as uncharacterized. The transcript is spliced from 3 exons. The record is from RefSeq and is a predicted model, not a curated record. Bases 225 to 1865 code for a protein of 546 amino acids. NCBI's taxonomy places the organism in Eukaryota, Metazoa, Arthropoda, Insecta, Hemiptera, Phylloxeridae. Gene Ontology annotation, biological process: regulation of DNA-templated transcription. Gene Ontology annotation, molecular function: DNA-binding transcription factor activity, RNA polymerase II-specific; RNA polymerase II cis-regulatory region sequence-specific DNA binding.